AACUUCACACACAGUCACAAAAUUACAAUCUACGAUCAUUUUCAUUCUGAUUCAAGGCGAGACUCGUGUGUUGUUUACAAGUGAAUUCAAUAGAAUUAACUAAAGCAAAUUCAAUUAUUUUUUCACAAGUUAAUCAACCCAGACUAUAUACAACAAAUCUGUGCGAAACACUCAAUUUGAAGUGUAAAUAAGUGUUAAAAAGCUUUGCAAGAAGAUUUCGCAGCGGUUUUAGCAAGCAAUUUGAUGACAUUAUUCGAGUUGGACGAAUUCUUAGACAUGCCACCAGUUAAGCGAGGAAGGCGAGGAGUUAGUGGAGACGAGGAUGACGAGGAGUACAGGAAAAAGAGGGAGAGAAACAAUGAGGCUGUUAAGAAAAGCAGAGUGAAGUCCAAGCAGCAGACACAGGACACAUUCUCCCGAGUCAAGCGACUUAAAGAAGAAAACCAACAACUGGAAGACACCACCAAACGGUUGACCAAAGAACUGGAGUUACUGAAGGAGCUCUUCAUUGCUACUGCGGCCAACAAAUCAAACCCCAAGUUUGAGGGCAUGGACCUUGAGAAACUGCUGGAAGAUACUCCCGAAGUUAAGUUUUAGUUGUGUUUCAAUAAAGCUGUGUUUAUUGCGCUCUACUGAUCUAGAAAGUACUGUUAGAAUAUUAUGUUGACUUAAUUAGUAUUAAGGUUUUUUCUGUGUUUUACAUACACAUCACAUCAGAACAAAGUCGAGACUAGCAUUGACUAAAAAUACUGUCGCUGUUGAUAAUUAUAUUAUAAUUAUCCAGUAUUCAUAUACGUAUAUGUAGUUUUAGCAAGACCUUUUACAAUUUUAAGAUCAAUUUCUUACUAAGAAAGGUAGUAGAAACGUAGACGUUAAUUGUACGAAGUACUUCUUAAGAUAUUCGACUUAUACCAUAAGUACACUAUCCUAGGAAUAAAUCGCGAAUUUAUCUCUGAUAUAUAAGCUAGUAUUGCAUGUUAUUUGAGAUCGAUCUGUGAUUUUACUGUGAUUUAUUUAUUUAUAAGUCGAAGCAAUAUGUAUUCAUGUUAUGUAAUCAUUAUUUUGUACGGUUUAUCCAUAUGAUAGCUGCACUUACCCGUUGAAAAUCAUCCCCUAAAUUUGAUCAUACAAAGUAGUCUCUAAACAUUGGAAAUAACGUCUAUAAUGUAGGUAGUGGAGAGCGGUCACCGGUGACCGCUUGGGGAUAUACGGGUUAAAAACAUUUUUGCUGAGUCAUGUAUAGGGUCGGAAUGACCUUGGGAAAAGUGACUCACUUAUAAAAUUUUGACCAAGGUCGUUUUUACGUUGUGUCAGUUCUAUACAUUUUGAUUUUUUUUAUUGUAUUGUCUAUGACUAGUGUUUAUGCAGUAUGUUUUGUAUGAGACAAUGAUGAUAUUUUCUGUGCAUUAAAUGUUUCAUUAGCCGAUGUAUGUACACUUGUAAGUUGAAAAAGUCUUUGUGGUGUUUAUAAGGUGGUUUUUUGUACAAAUAUUUUUAGAACUUCUUAUGUUUGGAUAAUCUAUUCUCAAAGCUUUCAAUAAUAACUCAUAGAAGGAGGAAGAAGUAAAUAACAGUGCUAAAAAAAGUUACAUGAAAAGCCGUCUAGACUAUUGUUUUCGAUUGGAAUUUUAUUAUAAUCUGUGAUAGUUUAGUUCAUACGACACAAAUAUUACCCGCCAAGGUUCGUGUCUGCUAGAACGGGAUAGUAGUAACGACUGUUUUGAUAGCCAUACUAAGUAUUCGCUGUCCUUCUCGCACUUUUCAAAAUGGCUACGAAUUUUGGCGGGUUGUAUGCACAAAAUAUUUCUGAAUAAAAUUAUGGGUGAAAUGUGGUAUAG
Molecule: messenger RNA, 1838 nt
Organism: Spodoptera littoralis (African cotton leafworm)
Lineage: Eukaryota; Metazoa; Arthropoda; Insecta; Lepidoptera; Noctuidae
Source: the annotation of a GenBank genome assembly